AUGGAGCGCGUGAAUAACCUCAUGGUGUUUGAUAUUCUGCCCGAGCGCAAGGUGGUGUUCCUCGAACAUAACAUCAACGUGCAGGACACCCUCUCCAUCCUUGACGACAAGCGCAUCUCCUCCGCCCCCGUGGUGAACGUGAGCGAGGGCAAGUUCCUGGGCAUCGUGGACAUGUUCGACAUCGUCACCUGCAUGCUGGGCGUGCUGCCGGAGCUGAAGGAGGGCGACGACCCCAGCGCCGUCGAGUGGGCUGGCGAGCACUUUGCCAAGACCACCAUGGGCCAGGUCAUCGAGGCCACCAACACGUACGAGGGCUUUCCCAUCGCCUCCAACCCGGUCAAGCGCGAGACCUUCCUGCCCAAGGUCAUCGAGCUCUUCUGGCUGGGACUGCAUCGGCUGCCGGUGGUGAACAUGGAGAACAACAUCAUCAACGUGCUCACGCAGAGCGACCUGCUGGCGUUCAUGGCGCAGAACAUGCACCUCAUCGGCGCCAUCGCACGCAAGACCCUCGACGAGUGCAACAUCGGCCGCGUCGCGCCGCAGAUGGCGCGGGCCAACGAGCAGACUAGCGUCGUCGUCAAGCGCCUCCACGACAAGCGCAUCACCGCCCUCCCCGUCGUCGAUGACGAAGGCAAGAUCGUCGCCAACUUCAGCAUCAGCGACCUCAAGGGCAUCACGAGCAAGAACUUCAAGGACCUGCUGCUGCCGGUGAAGGCCUUCCUGGACAAGCGGUCGUCGCAGGAGGAGAACUUCCGGUGCGAGCGGUCGCUCCACCCGCUCACGGUCCAGCGACACGACCCGCUCGAGGAGACCAUCUACAAGAUGGUCGCCACGCGAGUCCACAGGCUCUGGGUCGUUGACGACAGCAACCGACCCAUCGGCACUGUCUCUACCACCGACCUCAUGCGCGCCUUCCUGCAGCUCUGA
Molecule: messenger RNA, 927 nt
Organism: Acanthamoeba castellanii str. Neff
Lineage: Eukaryota; Discosea; Longamoebia; Acanthamoebidae
Product: CBS domain containing protein
Exons: 5
Coding region: 1-927 (308 amino acids)
Source: RefSeq, a predicted model, not a curated record